This is a messenger RNA of Xylona heveae TC161, 534 nucleotides long. RefSeq lists its product as hypothetical. The coding region runs from base 118 to 492 and encodes 124 amino acids. NCBI's taxonomy places the organism in Eukaryota, Fungi, Ascomycota, Xylonomycetes, Xylonales, Xylonaceae. The transcript has a single exon. The record is from RefSeq and is a predicted model, not a curated record.
GAGAGCGAAAGUACCUGAACUAACUUAGGUGUAGAAUUGUAACACUUGGCGACCAAAGCCCCCAAAGCCCUCCCCUGGUAAGCUUAUCCCUCCAAAUACUGUAGUAAUGUGAAACGGAUGGGGGAAUACGCUCCAUAUGGUCGUUGCUUCUCUGCAAUCCGAGAUAAAAUUGUGCCAAGAAAUGCCAAGCCGGGGAGGAAGGGCACUAGGCUGUAUACGCUCAACUGUGCAGUAACCAUAGUCCCCCGUCCUUUCAGCCAAACCCAGCUCUUCCUGUCUUCAAGCUUAUGCAACAUUUGCACAUGCAUGGCAUAUAUGUUGCUGACGACCAUUGUUUUUCUGUCCAAUAUAUCUUCACCGUCGUCUUCAGAACCAAGUAGUGGAGGCAUCACUUCCUCGAAAGCUCAUCCAAUACAAUUGUUGAAGAUAGGGGAUACUAUUUGGUGCUUUUUCCAAUGCCAAUGCAAGGCGGAAGGACAGCAUGCAAAGUAAGGGUGGCGCGGGUGCAACAAUGCCAAGAAACCAAAUUUCCUC